Lycium ferocissimum is the source of this 1990-nucleotide messenger RNA. Its product is annotated as plastidal glycolate/glycerate translocator 1, chloroplastic. The transcript is spliced from 8 exons. The record is from RefSeq and is a predicted model, not a curated record. The coding region runs from base 102 to 1643 and encodes 513 amino acids. Lineage: Eukaryota; Viridiplantae; Streptophyta; Magnoliopsida; Solanales; Solanaceae.
AUCAUCUUCUCUUUCUCACAUCCACACAAAUUUCUCAACUUCCCAUUUCAAAAAAUGGCUCCACAUUUACCAACUACAUUCUCUUCUUUCCAAGAAUCAAUAUGGCAACAGCUUCAGCUGUUCCAAGAAGUUUAUUUCUUCCCAAUCUUCAUUACUCAACAACUCUUUCUCAAAUAAAGCUCAAAUCUUUACAAACCCCACUUAGAAUCCUUUCUCAAGAAUCCAGUUUGAGCUCUAAUGGUGUCCCUAUUAAGAGAAAUUUCGUCGAAAAUUCGCAAUCCCAAGAAAUGGGUGUCAAGAGAAAUCACUCUAGUAGAAGGUUUCUUGUUAGAUCCAUGGGAUCAGACAGUAGUAUUACCUCCUCAGGGUUAUCAAACAAGGUGUUUGGAACAUUGCAUUUAUUAGCAUCACUUGGACUCAUACUGGCUAUGGAUAAGUUGUUAAAGAAAGCAUUUGUGACUGCUGCUAUUAAGUUCCCAAGUGCUCUAUUUGGAAUGUUUUGUACAUUUACUGUUCUAAUGAUUCUUGAUUCCAUUGUUCCUAAGGCUGCAGCAGGAUUGAUGAACUUUUUUGAGCCUGCACUUUUGUUUAUCCAGAGAUGGCUUCCUUUGUUUUAUGUACCUUCUUUGGUUGUUCUCCCUCUUGCUGUCAAGGAUAUUCCUGCAGCUUCUGGGGCCAAGAUAUGUUUCAUACUAGUUGGAGGCUGGUUGGCUUCUCUUUGUGUUGCAGGUUUCACAGCUAUAUCUGUGAGGAAAAUGGUAAAGACCGAGAUGAUAGCUGCUGAGCCCAUGUCAAAGCCUUCUCCCUUUUCUUCUUUGGAGGUGUGGACUUGGGGUGUGAUCUUUUUGGCGUCAUUUGUUGGUGCACUUUACUAUCCAGCAGCAUUGGGAACAAGUGCUAGAACAUGCCUACCCUUUCUACUUUCAUCUACUGUAUUAGGCUACCUAGUUGGAUCAGGGCUUCCGUCGGCUAUAAAGAAGGUUUUCCAUCCAAUUAUCUGCUGUGCAGUCUCUGCAGAUCUUGCAGCAAUUGCUUUUGGGUGCCUUUCAAAGUCUGGACUUGAUCCAGUUCUUGGGGAUUAUCUUACGAAGGCCGCAUCUAAUCCUGGAGCAGGUGACAUUCUGAUGGGAUUUUUGGGAUCAGUCAUCAUCUCCUUUGCCUUUUCAAUGUUCAAGCAGAGAAAGCUUGUUAAACGGCAUGCUGCUGAGAUUUUCACCUCUGUCAUUAUAUCCACGCUAUUUUCACUAUAUUCAACUGCUCUCAUUGGACGGCUGAUUGGGUUGGAGCCAAAUUUAACUAUAUCAAUCCUACCACGAUGCAUAACUGUCGCACUAGCUCUCAGCAUUGUUUCUCUCUUUGAAGGCGUGAAUUCAUCUCUAACAGCAGCUGUCGUUGUACUAACUGGUCUGGUGGGAGCAAAUUUUGUUCAAGCAGUGCUGGAUAAACUUGGGUUCAAUGAUCCUAUUGCUCGAGGAAUUGCAACUGCAUCAAGUGCUCAUGGGCUCGGAACAGCAGCUUUGUCAGCAAAGGAACCUGAAGCUCUUCCAUUCUGCGCUAUAGCAUAUGCCCUGACUGGUAUAUUUGGCUCUCUUAUAUGCUCCGUUCCAGCAGUACGACAGAGCCUACUGGCAAUUGUCGGCUAAACUGGCUGUCUCCACAUUCAUCUUUCUUCAUACCAUUUCCAUCAUUUUGUUGGAAGAUGCCAGCAAAAUCAUUCCAGUUAAGGUUCAGAAGGCAAUGGGAGACUUGCUGCUUCUUCACAAUGUUCUCCCUCUAGAUGCAAGAUGUUUAUAAAGUUAAGUUUUCAUUGUUUCUCGACCACUCUUGGGGAUCUAUCUAGUUUUUGGUUUACUUAGGAUGUGUAUAGAGGCGCAUAUCCAUUGCAAUUCUUUUUGUUGUAAAGCUUUUUCUUGUAAAUUGACAAGAAUUGCUACUUCUAUGAUGAAAGUAAGCACAGCUGGAAUAAAAUGACACUCAAAUGCAUUUAUGA